AGAGACAUCCACGUCCUACCCUUUCCCCUAGUUCCCGUUUCAAGAUUUUUCUGUUUCACAUUUUGAUGCUUGAUCGUUGAUUUCAUCAUGGAUUGUACACCGACAUCGUUCCCAUCCUCUCCCGUUGCCCGCUCUGUGCGGGAGGAUAAAAGGGUACUCGAAGCGAAUUCAACCUACUCGUCUCCUUUCCAUACGGUUCCUCUCGACAGAUACGAUUUCCAGUCAUUCUCCGGCCUGGGGAUUUCCAAUUGCGAAACUGGAUCCCCCAUCGAUCAGAUUAGAAUGUACCCGUGCCCAGAGCAAUACGCGCUGUCAACGAGCAACUGGUCCGGCCCGAUAACGCCUUCGCCAAAUUUCCUCGAAACCCCACCGGAUGUUAGUCACUUCGCAGCCAGGUCACAAUACGAGCUAUUCGGUAGCCGUGCAGAUGUUUCUGUAUCGCCCAGCUACAGCUCCGUCAUGGACUUUCGUGCAAUGCAUGAUGAGAUCUCUCCCUUCUGGCCCAACACUCCUCCUUCCGAGACCAUGGGCGUCUCCGAAGGAUGGACCAAAGUUGAGGAGCGGCCGGAAGACAUGUGGGAUGCAUCCCUAUUAGAUGGCGCCAACAACACAGCGAUGUCUACUGUGCCACAGCUGCCUCGGUUGCAAAUCAACACCGCCUUUAUCCACCCCCAGCGACCAGAUAAUACUCAGACGGAGCUCGAUGCGAGUCCGGAGGCUCCUGCCGAGGCUAUUUCGAAGUGGAUCGAAGAUGUCAGUGGAUCACCUCAUGGCGAGCAACUCAAGAUACCAUCGGCCAGCGGUCUUGAAUGCACAACGUGUGGUCUCCGCUUUACGCGACGCUCUAACUGUCGGGAGCACAUGAAAAGCCACGACCCUAGCUACGUACGGCAGCACCCAUGUGAGACCUGUGGGAGGGAGUUCAGGCGAAAAACCGAUCUGAAGAGACACAUAGAUAGUAUCCAUCGGGGCAUUCGAAAAUAUGGCUGCGAGAAGUGUGGUCGACGCUACAGCCGGCAGGAUACUCUUUCAAGACACCUGUUGGAUGGCUGCGAUGGAAGACCCCGGAAAUCUCGAGCCCCCCGGGCAGACCCCGACGCCAGACUUGGCGGCAGCGGCCCUCUCUAAUGGAUCGAAUGGACACUCGCUUUAUUUCCUGGUAGGCCAUGUCUGCGUUGAUCGCAAGGUGGCUACGAACCAUACACGACUGCAUAUUCUUGGGAGGCUGCACUGACGUUACCGCUGUAUAUUUGGAGCAUAACUACUUUGUACUUUUUUCUUUGUAUAAGCGCAGGGAGG
This is a messenger RNA of Aspergillus ibericus CBS 121593, 1299 nucleotides long. Its product is annotated as putative C2H2 finger domain protein (Ezf). The record is from RefSeq and is a predicted model, not a curated record. Lineage: Eukaryota; Fungi; Ascomycota; Eurotiomycetes; Eurotiales; Aspergillaceae. Gene Ontology annotation, biological process: regulation of transcription by RNA polymerase II. Gene Ontology annotation, cellular component: nucleus. Gene Ontology annotation, molecular function: DNA-binding transcription factor activity, RNA polymerase II-specific; RNA polymerase II cis-regulatory region sequence-specific DNA binding. The transcript has 3 exons. The coding region runs from base 88 to 1128 and encodes 346 amino acids.